Trypanosoma brucei brucei TREU927 is the source of this 831-nucleotide messenger RNA. RefSeq lists its product as hypothetical. The coding region runs from base 1 to 831 and encodes 276 amino acids. Lineage: Eukaryota; Euglenozoa; Kinetoplastea; Trypanosomatida; Trypanosomatidae. The record is from RefSeq and is a predicted model, not a curated record. The transcript has a single exon.
AUGCCCCGUGGUGAACGAAUUCACAGUAUCAAAGGCUCGCCUGAAAAAAGGAGAGGCAAACACAACAUGGAAAAACUGGAGCGUGAGGAUCACAGUAGCGGACAUCGGGAAGAUGGAAAACAAUGCGCCAGUUCUGUCGAACAACCCAAAGGUAUAAGGAAGUGUCCCUGCAAAAGAGAACGUGAGCCCCCAGACGCGGACAUCCUCCACGGUUCAUUCAUCGCCUCCGAUUUGCAAACUAGGAUGGACACUAUUUAUACUCACAUGGUCCGGCGCAUGCUGCCAACUCAAAGCAAGUUCAUAUCGGAGGCGGGUAUAAUGGAGGAGGCAGAUGGCGCGACGCUCACAUUUGAGGUGCAGAACAAGGGAGCAGCCAUAGCCAUGCGUGACCGGUUGCAGAACACUGUGGUAUGCGGCCGCCAGUGGAAGGUUGAGAUAUUUCCAUUAAAGGAAACACAAUGUUCGAAAGAGGCAUGUCUAGUUGAUGUUCUGCUGGUCCCUCCUGCACCGCGCACGCUUGUACUCCGAGCAUUGAAUGGAGCAAAGGGAUUUCUUUCACUAGUGGAUGUUGAGGACACUGUAAUCGCCACCCCCGUAAGUGUGCCCACCGAAAGGGAAAGCGUGGAUAGCGAAAUUGAUAGCAACAGGUCCUUUCCGCUCGACCCCUCUUUCAACGAAGCGACCAAUGGAAAUAACGGCGCCGUGGAUUUGGAAGAACGAGUAUUGGCUUCCUUUGUGGAUGAGGGGAGUGCUCAGAACGCGCGUGCUGUCCUUUCUGGUAGGCUGAUAGGGACGUCUGGCGUGCGCAUGUUCUUGGAAAGACAUCGCUAG